CUACGCUGUGUACGGAGUACGGACACCGGAAUUUUAAAUUGUAAAGUUCAUUUUCAAUAUCAAUUUAAGUAUUUACUAUUAACAAUGGUAUUCGAUUCAAAGUUUCGCAAUACUCUAGAAAAUAUAAUCCACAAUACACCACACGAUCCUUACACCUUGCCGGUUUCAAAAGAAGCAUUCCUAAAAAUACAUUUUCAAAAUUCUGACAGUACUUCUAAUUUAGAAGAUGGGAUAUGGCCAGUAUUACCGUUUGCAGAAUCAGAUAUAUGUCAAGUUCACAUAAUUAAAUGGCGAAGAUUGUCUGCUGUGGAGGCAAAUUGUAAACCUGUAUAUGAGGUGGACUUUGAUAUUACAGACAGUUCUAUUAAUUUUAAGCCUGGAGAUACUAUAGGCAUACUUCCAACAAAUACAGACACAGAAGUGGAUUUUAUUAUUAGUCACUUAGGGCUAAAUGCAGUUAAAAAUAUGAAUUAUUCAUUGAGCAUAGAGAAUGGGAAAAAAGGUAAAAUACCACAACAUAUUCCUGCAAGUUCAACAAUUCAACAUGUUCUUAAACAUUGUGUGGACUUGAGAGGACUAUUUAAAAAGAUGUUUCUACUUCAUUUAUCAAGAUUCACUGAACAAGAAUUAGAGAGAAGAAUUUUGGAAUAUCUUUGUAGUAAGGAAGGAUCUAAUGAUUAUACCAUAUAUAUCCUAGAAAAGAGAUUAAGCUUAUGUGACAUUUUUCAUUUGUUUCCAUCUUGUAAGCCGCCUGUACAAAUAUUAUUUGAACAUCUACCUAGAUUAUUACCAAGACCAUAUUCAAUUGCAAAUAGUCCACAAGUAAAUCCAAAUAUUGUUAGGAUAUGUUUCUCUGUAAUGGAAACUGGUGUUGAGAGAAAGGGGCUAACAACAGGUUGGUUAGAAGAUAUUAUUUCAAAUGAUAUGAACAUUACAAUGAAAACUUUGAGUCUUGAUGACACACCAAAUGAAUCACCAAGAGUACCAAUUUAUUUGAGGAAGAAUGUCAACAACUUUGUGUUGCCAGAUCAUGACAAACCCAUAAUUCUAAUUGGUCCAGGGACUGGCGUUUCUCCAUUUAUUGGUUUUCUUCAAGAAAGGGAGUCUUUUAAAAAUGAACAGAUACUAGGGAGUGCUUGGCUGUUUUUUGGAUGUCGGAACGCUGAAUUGGAUUAUAUUUACAAAGAAGAACUAGAGAGAUUCUUACAAAAUGGAGUAUUAAGUAAACUUUGUACAGCAUUUUCAAGAUCUAACAAUUGUGAAUUUAAAUAUGUACAGGAUGCUAUAUAUGCUCAUGGCGAAGAAGUCGUUAAACUUUUGAGAGUUGGCGCCUAUGUAUACCUCGCUGGUGAUGUAAAAAAUAUAGCAACACAAGUAAAAGAUGUUCUUAUACAAUGUAUUGCCAAACACAAUAAUUGUUCAAAGGAUGAAGCAAAAGAAUAUUUGACUAAUUUGGAAAAAAAUAAGAGGUAUCUCGUUGAUAUAUGGAAUUGAUUACCAAAUUUAUAUCAAUUUGUAAAUAAAAUAUUUGUUGUUGAUG
This is a messenger RNA of Leptidea sinapis, 1540 nucleotides long. RefSeq names its product methionine synthase reductase-like. Gene Ontology annotation, molecular function: [methionine synthase] reductase (NADPH) activity; FMN binding; flavin adenine dinucleotide binding. Gene Ontology annotation, cellular component: cytosol. Gene Ontology annotation, biological process: homocysteine metabolic process. Bases 85 to 1494 code for a protein of 469 amino acids. The record is from RefSeq and is a predicted model, not a curated record. NCBI's taxonomy places the organism in Eukaryota, Metazoa, Arthropoda, Insecta, Lepidoptera, Pieridae. The transcript is spliced from 5 exons.